This is a messenger RNA of Ustilaginoidea virens, 1023 nucleotides long. RefSeq lists its product as uncharacterized. Gene Ontology annotation, molecular function: enzyme regulator activity; glutamate-cysteine ligase catalytic subunit binding. The coding region runs from base 1 to 1023 and encodes 340 amino acids. The transcript has 2 exons. The record is from RefSeq and is a predicted model, not a curated record. Gene Ontology annotation, cellular component: glutamate-cysteine ligase complex. NCBI's taxonomy places the organism in Eukaryota, Fungi, Ascomycota, Sordariomycetes, Hypocreales, Clavicipitaceae. Gene Ontology annotation, biological process: glutathione biosynthetic process.
AUGACGAAGCUGAUCUUGUCAACGGGCAACGUCAUGUCCUCCGGCCCGUCGAUUAUUCCACGGUCAGGAAGCGGCAACAGAUCCAACCUCGAGCUUGUCAACUCCCUCCGCGACAGCUUCUCCCAAGCCAAGCGCGACUAUGCCGCCGCCGCCGCCGCCGCCGCCGCCGCCGCACCGCCGCCGCCCGCGCAGACGAACGGUUCCGCAGCCAGCGCCAGCGCCAACGGCACCGCCGCCGCCGCCGACGGCCCUGCCUCUCGCGGCGGCGCCUUCACGCCGCCCACGCCGCCCGACGUCUGGACCGAGACGGACGGAGACGUCGUGUACGUUCCCCGAAUCAACUGGCGGGCCGCCGGGCUGCGCGACGAGCCGAGCCAGUACGAAAUCACCGUCAAGCUGUUCUUCCUGCCCGGCUCGUCGGCCGCCCAGCGCGAGCAGCACAUCCACGAGGCGCUGGCCCUGACCAGCAGGGAGCUCGGCACGCCGGCCGUCGACCUGCUGGUGGCCUCCUUCCCCGGCGUCUCGUUCGAGGGCACCUGCGAGUGGGAGGCCGACAAGAAAAACGCCCGCCAGGGCCACCUGGACGAGGAGCUGGCGACGUGGAGGGUCCUGGAGAAGCUGCACGGCCGCGGCGUGGCCAAGAGGCUCGGCGUGGCCGAGUUUGGCAGCGAGAAGCUGAGCGCCUUCAUCAGGCGCGCUGCCGUGCCCCCGGCCGUCGACCAGAUCAACCUGCACGACUGCUGCAACGUCCCGCCGCCGCUGAAGCAGCUCGCCGAGCGGCACGGCAUCGAGCUCAACGUCCACCGCGACUGCACCGACAUCCUGCCGCCGGGCACGCUGCGGGAACUGCUGGGCGGGGGGGUUCGCGGCGCAAACGUGCUUGCUGACGCCGACAACGGCGGCGUUGGCCUCAGGGGCAAUCUCGUCCCUCAGUGGGUGGUGAGGUACAUGGCGUUUGUGCGGGACCGCGGUGUCAUUGAGAACAAGGGGUACUUUGCUGGCGCCGAGUUGAUCGAGGCAUAG